Staurois parvus is the source of this 299-nucleotide messenger RNA. The record is from the annotation of a GenBank genome assembly. Lineage: Eukaryota; Metazoa; Chordata; Amphibia; Anura; Ranidae.
UCAUGGGGCCCCCGGGCAAUAGGGGAUCAUGGGGCCCCUGUGUCCUUGCCCAAACUCAAAAAAGCAUAUGAAAAAGGUACCAGGGGCAUCUCAUGGGGCCCCCUACUGACCCCGGGCCCUCGGGCAGUGCCCGAGAUUCCAAAUGGUCAGUCCGCCUCUGGUGGAGGGCCAUUCAUCACUUGGAAAACAAGAUGGCUGUCAAGAAUAACACUUUCAAUGUCAAAGCCCAUAUAGAACAAGAGUGCAAAUGUACAUUCCCUUGAUGCCCACAAAACCAGUGGAAGAUCCCAACACACUGA